Colletotrichum chrysophilum is the source of this 708-nucleotide messenger RNA. RefSeq lists its product as uncharacterized. The coding region runs from base 1 to 708 and encodes 235 amino acids. The record is from RefSeq and is a predicted model, not a curated record. The transcript has 2 exons. Lineage: Eukaryota; Fungi; Ascomycota; Sordariomycetes; Glomerellales; Glomerellaceae. Gene Ontology annotation, molecular function: glyoxalase III activity.
AUGACAGUAAAGCCUAAGGUUCUUGUCGUCUUGACAUCCCAAGACAACCUCCCUACGCGGGAUGGCAUGAAGACCGGAUGGUACCUUCCAGAAUUUGUGCACCCCUAUAACGCACUCGCUCCUCAUGUGGACAUUGUCGUUGCCUCGCCCAAGGGCGGCGAAGCUCCGAUUGAUCCCUACUCUGUCCAAGAAGCCAAGGAUGACGCAGAGUGCCAGGCUUUCUUGAAAGAAAAGGAGAGCCUCUGGAAGAAGACGGAGAAGCUGGAGACUAUGCUUCAGAGAUCUUCAGAGUUUGCUGCAAUCUUCUACGUCGGUGGCCACGGACCCAUGUUCGACUUGGCCGUUGACCCGGUCUCCCACGCAUUGAUUCGAGAGUUCUACGAGAACGGCAAGAUUGUCUCGGCCGUCUGCCACGGUCCUGGUGCCCUAGUCAAUGUCAAGCUGUCGGAUGGAGAAUAUCUAGUCAAGGACCAAGAGGCGACUGGAUUCUCCAACGCCGAGGAGGAUGCGUAUCAUUUUACGGAUGCGAUGCCUUUCUUGCUGGAGACUGAGAUGAAGAAUCACGGAGCUCACUAUGUCAAGGCAAAUCGGCUUUUCGGAGUCAAGGUCGUGGUCAGCGGCAAGGAUGGUCGGCUGAUUACCGGGCAGAACCCGCCCAGCGCUGGGGUCAUUGGAAAGACUCUUGUUGAGGCAAUUGGAAAGCUUUAG